UGAGCUAGUUUCUCUCGAAGAUGUUGCGCCGACUGCUCAUUCUGGGAGUUCUGCUGGUUGCCCAGGUUGGAUUUAGCCAAGCCAACUGCAACAUCUGCUCUUCUGCGACAAAAAAGGCUUGUGUUUCCAAAACCCAAUACCAAAACUGCACCACGGAUGAUAGGCCCACAGGACCGAUCUAUACGUGUCCCAACAAUACAUACUGCUCUGUGACUGCUGCAGUGUGUUCUGCGACCACUGCUGAGAUCGCCUGCGCAGAAUGCAAUCAGUGUGGAGAUUAUUUCGCCUGCACAGGAACCAGUAGUUUCGCGCUCUGUUUUCAGGGAUCUGUGAUUCCUAAUGCUACGUAUAGCUGCAAUCCCGGGCAAGUGUGCAGUAAAAGCCUCACAACCAUCUGCGGCGACUCUGCGACAGGCACAGUGCCCUCCUGUUCGUACUACGAUAGUGCUGCAGAAGUAGGCAACUUCUGCUUAACCAAGGCUUCUGCAGGUCGUUUCCCAUAUCCCAAUGAUCCCAGUUGCUCCAGAUAUAUCAACUGCUUCUAUAAAGGUUCUGCUUGGAAUGGAACUGUCUGGAAUUGUCCUACCGCUAAGCCUUAUUUCAGUUCUACUUCCCUCAUUUGCACUUCCACAAAACCAACAAAUUGCACUUGAUUCUAGAAUUAUUUACAUUUUGCAAAUAACUUGCAACUUGGUGUGAAAAGCAAAUAUAUGUUGAUGAUCUUUAAAUAAAAGGUUCACUUUUUUUGCUUUC
This is a messenger RNA of Drosophila ananassae, 753 nucleotides long. RefSeq lists its product as uncharacterized. The transcript has 2 exons. Gene Ontology annotation, molecular function: chitin binding. Lineage: Eukaryota; Metazoa; Arthropoda; Insecta; Diptera; Drosophilidae. The coding region runs from base 21 to 653 and encodes 210 amino acids. The record is from RefSeq and is a predicted model, not a curated record. Gene Ontology annotation, cellular component: extracellular region.